This is a messenger RNA of Penicillium diatomitis, 855 nucleotides long. Its product is annotated as zinc finger CCHC-type containing 10. The transcript has 2 exons. The coding region runs from base 1 to 855 and encodes 284 amino acids. The record is from RefSeq and is a predicted model, not a curated record. NCBI's taxonomy places the organism in Eukaryota, Fungi, Ascomycota, Eurotiomycetes, Eurotiales, Aspergillaceae.
AUGGCGCCACGCAUGUUACUGACUGGCAAUAUACGACACUAUAGCUACGAAUGCAAAGCUACGGCGCAAGAGCGCCCCUACAAGGCUCGGCCCUCAAGAACCCAGCAACUGUUGAAUCCGACACUGGUGCCUAAACUAUCAGAGGACGUGCAGCGGGAACCAGGAGAUACGGCUGGUUUGGCCGACAAGAUCCUCGCUGGCCGAGAGGCGGACAGAGGCACGACGAGACACUCGGCCGAAAUCCCCGGAGACCUUCAAGAGAAAUCACCAAGACGGGCCAGAUCACUAUCAUCAAAUUCGGUAGAUUCAGUCUCGACGAUAUCUACCAACCGGUCUGCAUCUGCCUCCCGCGAGCGUUCCAGCAGACGUGCCUCAGACGCGCUUGACCGCGGUGGCUCUGCUUCACCUCUGCCAACUGGGUCAAGGAAAAGACGCUACAGUGAUGCCUCGGAAGAUGCUUCAGCAAAGUCAUAUUCAUCGCACGAAAAACAGCGAUCUUUGUCGAGAGAGUGGACUGAGGAUAGAAACAUCCGACGGCGACGCCGGGAGAGCAGCCCCGAGGAAAGGGGUCGACAUCGAGCCACGGGGACACAUGACUCUCGAAAAUCCGACCGGCGCAGCAGAAGCCUUGAGAAAAGUCGCAUCGCAAAGCAGCGACGAUCAAUGACGCCCGAUGCCGCGUACGAGCAUUCUGACAAACGUACGUAUAGGGACCGAGGCUCCCUUGAACGACAAUCCCAAGCAGACCGUGCCAGACAAACCCCCCGAACACGAGGAGGACCACCACGCGAGCGAAGUUUGAGUCCUUACAGCAAACGGAUUGCCUUGACGCAAUCAAUGAAUCUCGGCCGGUGA